Molecule: messenger RNA, 690 nt
Organism: Talaromyces atroroseus
Lineage: Eukaryota; Fungi; Ascomycota; Eurotiomycetes; Eurotiales; Trichocomaceae
Product: ATP synthase subunit 5, mitochondrial
Exons: 4
Coding region: 1-690 (229 amino acids)
Biological process (GO): proton motive force-driven mitochondrial ATP synthesis
Cellular component (GO): membrane
Molecular function (GO): proton-transporting ATP synthase activity, rotational mechanism
Source: RefSeq, a predicted model, not a curated record
AUGCUGUCCUCCCGCGUUGUCGCCCGCGCUGGCCUUCGUGCCUCUUCCAAACUCCAGAUCUCCCGAUCCGUUGCUGUCGGUGGAUUGAGAACGUACGCUGCUGCCGCCGCCCAGGAUGUCCGGCCUCCUGUUGCUCUGUACGGCGUUGAUGGGACCUAUGCCAAUGCUUUGUACACUGCCUCCGCCAAAACCUCUUCCCUAGACCAAAUCGCCAAGUCCCUCUCACAGCUCGGCGACGUCUUCAAGAAGGACCCCAAGCUCACCACCGUCCUUAACGCCCCCACUCUCACGGUCAGCGACAAGCAAAAGAUCAUCCAGGAGCUGCAGCAGGUUGCCGGCAGCGACAAGGGCGAUAUCAUCAAGAACCUCCUCGGUGCUCUUGCUGAGCACAACCGAUUGGGUCUUUUGGAGGGCGUUAUUGAGAAGUUCCAGGUCUUGAUCAGCGCGCACAAGGGCGAGAUUGAAUUGAACAUUACCAGUGCUCAGGAACUCGACAACAAGACCAUCCAGCGCAUUGAAAAGGCCGUUGCCAAGUCUGAAUUCAGCGGCGGCAAGAAGCUCAAGGUUGUUGCUAAGGUCAACCCCGACGUAAUCGGCGGACUCAUCGUUGAAAUCGGCGACCGUACCAUCGACCUCAGCGUCUCCUCCAAGAUCAACCGUCUCAACAAAGCUCUCACCGAUGCUGUGUAA